This is a messenger RNA of Phaeoacremonium minimum UCRPA7, 345 nucleotides long. RefSeq lists its product as hypothetical. The transcript is spliced from 2 exons. Bases 1 to 345 code for a protein of 114 amino acids. The record is from RefSeq and is a predicted model, not a curated record. Lineage: Eukaryota; Fungi; Ascomycota; Sordariomycetes; Togniniales; Togniniaceae.
AUGCUCUUCCGAUCCUCAGCCGCCGCUGCGGUGCGACCUAGCAUCGUUGCCGUCAGCCCCAACAUGGUCAGAAGCUUUGCCGGAACUAGGCACAUCGGCAUCAAGGAGAGCUCUUCCCAUGACCCCGACUACGAGAAGCACAAGGAGGACUCCCUCGCCAAGCAGAAGCAGGGCAAGGCCCACUGGAAGCCGGAGCUGGCCUCGGACAGCGAGGAGUCCGUCAAGGCGGACCGAUCGCACGGCGAGCCCAGCGACGCGGAGGCCAUGAAGCGCCUGCAGGAGCGGACGAAGCAGGCCGCCGAGGAGAAGUCCAAGGCCGGCACCAGCAUGCGGGACGGACUGUAA